AUGACAAAGCAUCAAGAACGGAUUAGCAGCUGUUUGAAAUUGAUUGGAAUAGUCAACCAUUACAUCAAAGGUUUGAGACUCCGCUUGGGAAUACUAAAGAAGGAGGCCGUCAAGGCUGCAGUUACCUCAGAAUCCGAGGAAGAAGAAGAAGCUGUUGUGCGGAAUUUAUCUUUGGAUUUGAGACUUUUUCUUGAUAACCUUCCAUUCAAUAUCAAUAUUGCUGAAGUUGUUGGAUGUGGAAAUGUUCAGAUGGUUAGGUUUUUCUGCGAUAAUCCAACUCUAAGAAGUAGUGGGUUUGCGUUUGUUACCAUGUCCUCUGCUGCGGAAGCUCGGGAUGCAGUACAGAAACUGAAUGGCUUAAGAAUUGGUGGUAGAACUAUCAGAGUGAACUAUUGA
Papaver somniferum (opium poppy) is the source of this 396-nucleotide messenger RNA. RefSeq names its product 29 kDa ribonucleoprotein A, chloroplastic-like. The coding region runs from base 1 to 396 and encodes 131 amino acids. The transcript is spliced from 2 exons. Gene Ontology annotation, cellular component: cytosol. Gene Ontology annotation, molecular function: mRNA binding. Lineage: Eukaryota; Viridiplantae; Streptophyta; Magnoliopsida; Ranunculales; Papaveraceae. The record is from RefSeq and is a predicted model, not a curated record.